AUAGGACGUGUGUAUGAAGUGGACGUGACGUACCCACAACACCUACACAACGAGCAUAACGACCUGCCUUUCUUACCCCAAAACAGUAUGCCAAGUGGUUCGAAGGUACGGAAGUUGAUGGCAACGUUCGAAAAAAAAGAUAAUUAUAUUAUACACUAUCGAAACCUGCAGCAGGUGAUUGAAAAUGGACUUAUAGUUGAAAAGGUACAUAGAGUAAUACAAUUCAACCAGUCUGACUGGCUGGCUAAAUAUAUUGAGUUGAACACCGAGAUGAGGAAGAAGGCAAAGAAUUAUUUUGAGAAAGACUUUUUUAAAUUAAUGAAUAACGCUGUAUUUGGUAAAACAAUGCAAUCGAAGAGGAAGGAGAUGAAGAUGGAGUUGGUGUCAUGUGAAAGGAGAUUGCAAAAACUUAUAAACAAGUGUACGUUCAAACACUGUACAAAUUACAAUGAGAACCUUAAUGCUGUCGCCCUGGAGAAUAAGAUUAUUAGAUUUGACAAACCUAUUUAUAUUGGAUUUGCAGUACUAGACAUAAGUAAGACGCUGAUGUACGACUAUCAUUAUAAUGUAAUGAAGAAAUUCUACAGAGACAAAAUUAAAUUAAUGUACACUGAUACAGAUUCACUAGUAUAUCAUAUUGAUACUGAAAAUUUUUAUGUGGACUUGGCGGUUAAUCGUAACUUGUUGGACCGGAUGGACACCGCCAACCUGCCCAAUGACCAUCCGUGCUAUGUGGCAGAAAGAAAGAAGUCUCCGGGGUACUUUUCUGAUGAGGUGGAUGGGAAUGUGAUUACCGAGUUCUGUGCGUUGAGGGCAAAGUCCUACGCUUUUAAUGUGUAUGCUGGAGCAGAGGACAGAGUUGGUGGUGAAAAGAUCAAGGCGAAGGGUAUCAGAGCUCAUGUUGUUAAGAACCACAUGACGAUGGAAGACCAUAGGAAGUGUUUGUUUGGUGAAGCUGGAGUGGAGGCAUACAAGGAGAAUGUAUCAAUACGGUCAUUCAACCACCAGCUAGUAACGAUAAAGACCAGGAAGUUGACUUAUAAUAGUUACGAUGAUGACAAGAGGGUGGUGUUGGAAGACAAAAUAAACACACUAGCCCAUGGACAUUACAGUAUAGAGUAA
Aphis gossypii (cotton aphid) is the source of this 1122-nucleotide messenger RNA. RefSeq lists its product as uncharacterized. The coding region runs from base 88 to 1122 and encodes 344 amino acids. The transcript has 5 exons. The record is from RefSeq and is a predicted model, not a curated record. NCBI's taxonomy places the organism in Eukaryota, Metazoa, Arthropoda, Insecta, Hemiptera, Aphididae.